UAAUGGCUACGCAUAAUAACCCGGAAAUGGAGUCACGUCUGUAAACUCUACAUGUGUUGGUUGUGGCUGUGCGUUUAGUGUACAUAUUCAGUCAAAUAGCUGAUAGAUGACCUAACUGGAUUUACAAUAAAGGAAUAUUUCCAUCAUUGCUGUGCUGAUCAUUAACAAUAUUAGAAACUUGCUGGAAAUGUGCAUAUUAUCCUCUCCAAGCCAACAAGAAAACUUUACAUUAUUAACAUACAUUAUUUAACAUUAUUAUUUCUGACAGUCUCCUCCGAACCAUUAGACGCCCUUGUGUUAAUUCGGGAGCUGGGAUGUUGCGGCGUCCCAAGCCCACGGACAGCGAGGCGGAUCUGCUCCGGGAGCAGCAGGAGCUUCAGGCGGCGGGCGGUCAGUCCACUGUCGCUGUAGUGAAGCGCCCUGAUAAACGCAGAGGAGACGCUGCCGCAGCUGAUGCACAGGAUCAGAGAAACCAGAGAGAUGUUGUGACUAUAGAAGAUCUUCCAGAUGAGCUUCCCACCUUGACCCCUGCACCUCCAAAGAAGUCACGCUUCAAACAGGAGCGGGUGCGUUUUGAAGAUGAGGACCCAGGAGAGCGACUGGACAGACAUGAUACCCACAUCAGUGCUGUCCUAUCUAGAAUCAUUGAGAGGGACACGAGUGCAGUACCUGUGUCGCUCCCGUGUAUCACAGGCACUGCUUUCCCUAAAGCCUUGCAUAGAUCUGUAAUGGAAAGUGAGGGGCAGGAAAGAGCUCCUAAAGGAAGAAAAAGUAUUUUUGCACGUCAAAUUGCAGCACAAAGGGCUAAGAAGGAAGAUGUUCAGUCUUUAAAUUGUUCAGAGACUAGAGAUCAGUCUUCUGCAUCUAGACAUGUGAGCCUCUCACCAUUGGAGAAUAUGGAGACUGAGCGACCUGAGUCAAAUGUAAUGGACCGUGUUGGUGGCCCUGUGCUACUUACGGGUCAAGGACUUGGGAUUGCAAAUAGUGGCAUGGAGACAAUGAAAAUCCAUGAGGAGAAUCAGACAAAGUUGCAGGCGAUGUCCCAGAGUGAGAUCCUGGAGGAACAGAGGAAGCUGCUGGCACAGCUUGGCCCUAGAUUAGUAGACUUCGUGAGAUCUCGAAGGGCACAGAGAACCCCAGGAUCUGAGUCAGCGUCUGGUCCUGUGCAAAGAGAAGACUUCCUGAAUGAACCUCUGCCUAACAGCACGUCUCCACAGUUAGACCACACAAUAAAAGCUCAGGAGUCUCAGUGGGAUACCAUGGAGGAGGAUGAGGAAGAUGAGAAUCAGCUUGGAGCUCAACCUCCAAUUACAGAGAAGGAGCUGCCAAUCAAGCCUCAAAAGGAAUGGCUUCACAUGGACAAGGUGGAGCCAGAAAAACUGGAAUGGACAAGAGACCUUCCUGCACCCAGGGAGCAGAGCACCAAAAAAGCUAUGCAAGCACGUUUUGAUUUUGCUGGCACUCUCAUCCCACCCACCAAAGACUUGCCCACCCAUUUAGGCUUGCAUCACCAUGGAGAGGAGCCAGAGCUGGCUGGCUACUCGCUGCAAGAGCUUUUCCUCCUCUCUCGCAGUCAGCUGAACCAACAGCGCAAUCUGGCCAUCAGCACUCUCGCUAAUGUCCUGGCCAAAGCCCGGGCUGGUGAGUACAUUUCCUCUCUGAAGGGCAGCGUCUUGUCUUCUUUAUUGGAUGCUGGAGUCCUCUUUCUUCUGCGGUUCUCCCUGGAUGACAGUGUGGAGGGUGUGAUGUCAGCAGCAGUGCAUGCCUUGCGAGCUCUGCUGGUUUCAUCUGACGGUGAAGAGUGCUUGGAUAAUGCUUUCUCAUGGCUGCUCGGGAUGGCAACCUUUCCUUUACUGCCCACUGCUCAGGAGGAUGAGGACGAGGAUGAUGAAGGCUUGGAUGAGACCAUGAAAGAAACUACUAAAGAGAAAGAAGAAAAAAAAACAGAUCAUGAUGUUGCUAGGCAGGAUGUUGUCAAGGGCUUUCUGAAAAUGCAGGGUCUUCCUCGGCUGCGGUAUAUCCUGGAGGUGGUGCGGCCCUCCCCCCGGGUUGUUCUUGAUAUUCUGGAGGUUCUGAUCCGGAUCGCUCGCCACUCGACUGCUGCAGCAACACAGGUAGCUGAAUUCUGA
Sinocyclocheilus grahami is the source of this 2129-nucleotide messenger RNA. RefSeq names its product RNA polymerase II-associated protein 1-like. The coding region runs from base 315 to 2129 and encodes 604 amino acids. Gene Ontology annotation, biological process: transcription by RNA polymerase II. NCBI's taxonomy places the organism in Eukaryota, Metazoa, Chordata, Actinopteri, Cypriniformes, Cyprinidae. The record is from RefSeq and is a predicted model, not a curated record. The transcript has 12 exons.